UCAAACAUGAUAAAUAUGAUAAUACAAAGUCCACUACAUAUAUACCACAGAAUGAUCCAUUUUUUAUUGAUUACGCGAAAGGCAAUGUGUCUGGGUUCUUAUCUACUGAUGACGUAAUCAUUGCUGGCCUUAAGGUUUCAAACCAGACAUUCGGAGAAGCGCUCGAUUUCGCGACAAGUUUUUGGGACUCUGCACAAUGCGACGGCGUUCUGGGGAUGGGUUAUCCAGCCUUAUCUGUCUUUAAAAAGCCUACUGUUUUCCAAAACAUGAUUGAUAAACACGUGGUGUCCCAACCAAUUUUUAGCUUCUAUCUAAAUCGAAAUGCCACGGACGUGUUCGGCCGUGAACUGAUAUUGGGUGGUACCGAUUCUUCCCAUUACGAGGGCGAGUUUACGUAUGUUAAUGUUCCUCACAAAGCAUACUGGCAAUUUGAAAUGGAUAUGAUUCAAGUAAAAAAUUACACUUCUUGCGCGGAAGGCUGUCAAGCUAUCGUCGACACGGGCGCUUCUGUGAUGGGUGGACCACCGGGGACUAUCAAAGCUAUUUACAGAGAGAUCGGUGUUGUUAAUGAUACGGUGAAGUGCGACGAGAUUUCUAAUUUGCCCGAUAUCAAUUUCGUCAUAGGUGGUAAGACGUUACGACUCACUGGUCAAGAUUAUAUCUUGAAGAUGACAGAAGGCGAAAUAGAUGUUUGCAUUCCCGCCUUCCAUGAGGUUAUUCCGUAUAAUGAAUUAGAGUGGAUUUUGGGCUAUCCAUUUGUUGGUCGGUACUACACCAAGUUUGACAUGGGGAACAACCAAGUGGGAUUCGCCCUUGCAAAACGUUAAAUAUUGAUUGCCUUCUCAUGAAGUUAUAAUUAAAUAUUAGGAAAUUUAAGUAACAUUACUAAACAAAUUAGUCAUAGCUUCUUUAGAAUAUCGACUGACGUAUGAUUUUAAUUUUAUUUGGACUAUUUAUAUGGUAUAUUUUUAAAUUAAUACGUAUGUGAGAAUUAGAAGAAAGAUAUGCGAUAAGUAUUUUACCAACGAUUUGGUACAUCUUGUUUUUUUGGCAACUAUCGAAUUGUUAGAUAUUGUGAAUAGAACUUGUAUAUAAGUCUA
Molecule: messenger RNA, 1100 nt
Organism: Temnothorax curvispinosus
Lineage: Eukaryota; Metazoa; Arthropoda; Insecta; Hymenoptera; Formicidae
Product: lysosomal aspartic protease-like
Exons: 6
Biological process (GO): proteolysis
Molecular function (GO): aspartic-type endopeptidase activity
Source: RefSeq, a predicted model, not a curated record